UGUAUAAAAUAGUAUAGAAAUACAGAGAAGAGUUUUCAGACUAAAAAUAUCUUCUUCACUUCAGUUGCUUUUAAUUAAUUUCACCAAAAUAAAUUGUUGAAAGAAAGAAAGAUAACUAAUAACUAUGGCAGAUGCAAGUUUGAUAAAUGAAGAUGCUAAAAACGCAGUGUCGUUUAAGCUUUCCAGUACUGGUCGUUCAAUUCCAGCCGUUGGAUUUGGUACUUGCAAAUCAACCACAAACUCUGUCUUCACCGCCAUCGUUGAGGGUGGUUACAGACACAUAGAUACAGCUGCACAAUAUGGAGUUCAAGAAGAGGUUGGGCGUGCUUUGCAAUCAGCCAUGGAAGCAGGGGUUGAAAGAAGGGCUAUGUUUGUCACCUCCAAGAUAUGGUGCUCAGACUUGUCCCCUGAUAGGGUUAGAGCAGCACUAAACAACACCCUUCGAGAUCUCCAAAUUGACUGCCUUGAUCUUUAUUUGAUACAUUGGCCUUUUGUGGUAAAAAAAGGAGCAAGUAUGCCUCCCAAGGGUGGAGAAGUAAUGGAGUUAGAGAUGGAAGGAGUAUGGAAAGAGAUGGAGAAGCUUGUGGAAGAGAACCUUGUUAGACACAUUGGCAUUUCUAACUUCACUCUCAACAAACUCAAUACUCUUCUCUCCUUUGCUCAAAUAAAGCCUUCACUCUCUCAGAUGGAAAUGCAUCCAGGUUGGAGAAAUGACAAAAUGCUCGAAGCUUGCAAAAAUAAUGGUAUUCAUGUCACUGCUUACUCAGCAUUGGGGUCAGAAAAUGAUCCAACGGUGGAGAGGGUAGCAAAGAAGCUGAACAAAAGCCCAGCCCAAAUACUUGCGAAAUGGGCCCUUCAAAGAGGAACAAGUGUAAUAAUCCCAAACUCAGAUACAAACACAAUCAAAGAAAACAUUCAACUCUUUGGCUGGGAAAUCCCUAACCAAGACUUUCAAGCUCUUUCAACUCUAUCUCAUCAGAAACGAGUAGUAGAUGGUGAGGAUUUAUUUGUGAACAAGGAAGAAGGCCCAAUCACGAGUGUAGCUCAAGUGUGGGACCAUGAGGACUAAUCUAAUCUCAUAUUCUCAUCUUUGGUUGGUUUUAAUUUAGAUAAAACAAAAAACAAUAUUAUUAAUCCAUAACAUUAAAUUUCCUAUUUUAGUUUCCAAAACUCUACAAUUAAACUAUUAUAUAUGAUAAGCUAUGUUUUCUAGUGCAUACUUUCAAUUUCGAAA
Cannabis sativa is the source of this 1234-nucleotide messenger RNA. RefSeq names its product aldose reductase. The coding region runs from base 125 to 1069 and encodes 314 amino acids. The record is from RefSeq and is a predicted model, not a curated record. NCBI's taxonomy places the organism in Eukaryota, Viridiplantae, Streptophyta, Magnoliopsida, Rosales, Cannabaceae. The transcript is spliced from 8 exons. Gene Ontology annotation, molecular function: aldose reductase (NADPH) activity. Gene Ontology annotation, cellular component: cytosol.